Molecule: messenger RNA, 612 nt
Organism: Nicotiana attenuata
Lineage: Eukaryota; Viridiplantae; Streptophyta; Magnoliopsida; Solanales; Solanaceae
Exons: 2
Coding region: 1-612 (203 amino acids)
Source: RefSeq, a predicted model, not a curated record
AUGGAAAUCCAAGAAGCAGGUUUCAUUUCCCUUUCCUCUGCUGAAGCUGAGUACCGGUCGAUGGGGCAUGUAACUGCUGAAGUCACUUGGUUGGUGCGGCUUCUCUCUGACCUCUCUGUAGCUCCGACUUUGCCGAUCCCUAUUCAGUCCGACAGUCAGGCGGCGAUUCACAUCGCCCGCAACCCCGUUUUCCAUAAGCGUACCAAGCACGUAGAGCUCGAUUGCCACUUUGUCAGGCAACAAUUUCUCUCCAGCUUAAUCACCCUCUCCUUCGUUCCAUCGGAGCAACAACUCGCCGAUCUCUUCACCAAACCCCUUUUUGGGGUUUCUCACAGAACCAUUUUGAACAAGCGAUUUGGGCGAUCUAGAGAGAGAAACAGCCUUAUGGCUUCGCCGGCCGGCGGCCAGCCAUUAAUUCCGGCUGGUCAGCCCCCUAACACAUCUGCCCAACCUCCUACAACAACUACAAACAAUCCCCAGCCCUCAAAUCCCACAAACGAAGCCAUGAAUUACGCAAAAGCUGUGAACCCUACUUCGACGACCACUGCCAUGCAGAAUCGAGCCGCUACAGUUGAACCAAUUGCUCUUCGUCUAUCAAAAUCAACGAAUUAA